Botrytis sinoallii is the source of this 1833-nucleotide messenger RNA. RefSeq lists its product as uncharacterized. Bases 345 to 1652 code for a protein of 435 amino acids. The transcript is spliced from 5 exons. The record is from RefSeq and is a predicted model, not a curated record. Lineage: Eukaryota; Fungi; Ascomycota; Leotiomycetes; Helotiales; Sclerotiniaceae. Gene Ontology annotation, molecular function: polygalacturonase activity. Gene Ontology annotation, biological process: carbohydrate metabolic process.
AGCUGGAAAACAUGGGGAAAGCUUCUCGAUGUGGCAAUCUGAUGAAUGAGUUAAGGUUCCUGAAAAGAAUUUUGCCUCCAAUUGAGGAGCUUGUUUAUAUUGCUUUCCUUAGGAGAGGGAUGGAUCUCACGGAUUAAUGCAACACACCGUCAUUCAGUAUGCGGAAAAUGUUUGUAUAUAUUCUUAAAAUGUCUUCAUCUGUAUACUUUUGCCUGUCUUUCUACUCUUGGAAAUCUUUUUUUUGAUGGUUUUUCUCCGUUUUCAAUUCUAAAAUAUUGUAUACACAUUGAAGCUCUCAAAUUGUGAGAUUCCAUAUCAUUGCUCGGCUCAUUCUCUCGCCCAAGAUGCGUCUCAUAAUUGCUUCAACAAUAGCACUUUUCUCCUCCCUCAUAGCUGCGAAAGGACAUCGUGGCUCUGAUGUUGUUCCCGCUCCUCCCCGUAGCAAUCAUAAGACUUGCACGGUUCAUCCCCUCGGAAACCAUACAGACGAUACUCCUCAAAUCCUCAAGGCAUUUACAGAUUGUAAUCAUGGCGGAACCGUCGUAUUUCCCAAAAACAAAGAGUAUUGGAUCGCGACAAGAUUAAACCCAAUAAUUUACGAUGUAACGAUUGAUUGGCAAGGAAUUUGGACUUUGUCGGAUAAUCUCACAUAUUGGCGAAAUAAUUCCUAUCCCGUCGCAUUCCAAAAUCACGCUGCUGGUGUUGUCUUUACAGGAGAUCGUAUUCAUAUUAAUGGAAAAAGUACUGGUGGUAUCAAUGGUAAUGGAAAUGCUUGGUACAAUGCCGAGAAAGCAGUUACGCAGCCAGGACGACCUAUGCCUUUUGUCUUCUGGAAUGUUAGUGAGGUGUUCGUCGAACAUUUUUCGAUAAAGGAUUCUCCUCUCUGGGCAAUCAACAUCAUGAACGGUACUAAUAUGUGGUUUAACGAUAUGCUCGCCAACUCGACCGCCUUAAAAGUACCAUAUGGAACGAACUGGGUCCAGAAUACCGAUGGCUUUGAUACUAUGGAUGCGAACAACGUCAAAUUAACCAAUUUCUGGUAUCAGGGAGGCGACGAUUGUAUUGCCAUUAAACCAAGAUCUUAUAAUAUUUGGGUUCAAAAUGUCACAUGCCACGGCGGCAACGGAAUCGCAAUUGGUUCUCUCGGUCAAUACGUCGAAGACUCGUCCGUCGUAAACGUUACUGUAAAAGACGUUAAUAUCAUCUCCUACAAUCUUGACAUGCACAACACCGCAUACAUCAAAACAUGGAUAGGUUUCCAAGCUCCACAAAGCGGAUACGAAAGUGCAGGUCUCCCCCGAGGCGGCGGCUGGGGUAACGUAAGCUCUCUCCUCUUCGAAAACUUCCACAUCGAAGGCGCCGCCAUCGCAGCCGGCAUCUCCCAGGAUUCUGGAAACAACGGUUCCUACGCCGGCACUUCCAAGUUUCUCAUCUCCGACAUCACGUUCCGCAAUUUCACGGGAUAUUUGACUGGUGCGAAAGGAAACAGAACGGCGAGUGUUAGUUGUAGUAAGGUGUAUCCGUGCUAUGGAAUUGAGUUUGAGGAUUUCAUGGUCGCCUAUGCGCAGAAUGUGACGGCGGCGAAUGCGACGGGGACGUGUAGUAUGGUUGCGAAGGAUGGAGUGGAGGGAAUGCUGGGGAGUGGAUGUUAGUGGUGAUGAAGGGGGUGGUUGCUGUUUUUAAAUAAUGCGAUUUGCGUCUGUGACUAGGAAUAUAAGUUUCAAUCAAAUUUGAUAUAUUGGCUUGCUAUGGAUGUACUGAGAUACUCCAAAGACUCAACCAGGUACUUGUUAUACUCUUCGCUCACAUUUGUCCUUGAUGUAGUAUUGUGAU